AGACAGAGACAGAGACAGACACCAACACUUUAACUGUAACACACAGGCUCUUACACUCAGGAUCUGACCACAGAUCAGACCCAGAGAGGCUGGGGCCCCUGGGCAGUCACCCUGCUCCUGGCUCAGAGUAUUUACCAAUGUUUCGCCAGAGGACGGUUCAUUCCCGUGGGGAUGGUGACGCGUUAGACACUGGCGGUUUACCGUCUUGUUCUUACGCUAUAGAGAUGGACCCUGGCAACAUGCCCUUGGGUUUAGAGAGACAGACUGAUCUGUCUAGAGGGGACUGGAACCAGUACAGUAGUAGUGUAUACUCUGAAGGGUGCCUAGAUAAGAAAGGGGAGGGUUUAGUCAUAGAUGAAGUGACUGUGAAAGUGGAGGGCCACGUUCCUCCCACAUGGAAUGCCGAUAGUCACCUAGGAGACGAACACUCACAGGGCAGAGAUUUAUUAGAUUACAGGGAAAGCUUAGAGACAAAUCCAAAUGUCGUUACCCACUCCCCUUUACACAUGCUCAGUGAUUACGAUCCAGUGUCCACGUCGAUGGGGCCUUCCGAUUCACACGGCCACGUCCUUUUUGAUCAGGUAUUGAACUCAAAUGACAGGGCUAGAGCCCAGACUCAGGGAGGGGGAGACACAUCAGGCAAUAGUAAAGAGAAACGGUUCUUCUGCAUGUUCUGUAACAAAGGAUUCAGCUGCCUCCAGAAGGUGGAGAUCCACCAGAGGGUCCACACAGGGGAGAAACCCUUCAGUUGUACACAGUGUCAUAUGCGCUUCACCCAGGGUGGCCACCUGAAGAGGCACCAGAUGGUCCACACAGGGGAAAAACCCUACAGCUGUACCCAAUGUCACAUGCGUUUCGCCCAGGCUGGUGACCUGAAGAGGCACCAGCGGGUCCACACAGGGGAGAAACCGUACAGCUGCCCCCUGUGUGAGAAGAGGUUCUCAGAGAGGACCUACCUCAGGAUACACCAGCAGAAAAAACAUUCCACUCAAUAGAAACAUAGAAAAUAACCAUUCCACUUGAUAGCUUCGGACUUGAGAUCAAACCCUUCACUAAAGACAAAGAUUCAUUUUAAUUGUUGUCAGUAGAAAAUACCCACAGAUGCAUUUGGUAUAAGGAGAUUAACAUAUUUCAGUGUUGAAUAUUCCUGGGUAGAAUAUUGCAUCCAGACAUUGUGUGAUAUAUUUAAGCAAUAAGGCACAAG
Coregonus clupeaformis (lake whitefish) is the source of this 1204-nucleotide messenger RNA. Its product is annotated as oocyte zinc finger protein XlCOF20-like. Lineage: Eukaryota; Metazoa; Chordata; Actinopteri; Salmoniformes; Salmonidae. The transcript has a single exon. Bases 138 to 995 code for a protein of 285 amino acids. Gene Ontology annotation, molecular function: DNA-binding transcription factor activity; RNA polymerase II cis-regulatory region sequence-specific DNA binding. Gene Ontology annotation, biological process: regulation of transcription by RNA polymerase II. The record is from RefSeq and is a predicted model, not a curated record.